AGUAUCAAGCUAUCCUCGCAAGUUCUCUGAGAUAUCUCUGCCCACUUUUGCUUCUUAUUUCUUCCUUUAGAAAUACUUUUAUUACAAUAAUGGGAUUCCGCUUUGCUAGCUUAGUUCAUGCCAAGCAACUCAUUCAGAGGCCUUUUUCAAGCACUAAAGAUAUUCCUAAGGGCUUUUUAGCAGUUUACGUUGGAGAUGAGAGCAGAAUGAAGAAAUUUGUGAUCCCUGUGGCAUACUUGAACCAACCUUCAUUCCAAGACUUCCUAAGUCAAGCUGAAGAAGAAUUCAGAUUCGAUCAUCCAAUGGGAGCUCUUACAAUUCCCUGCAUAGAAGAUGCCUUCAUUGAUCUUAUUUCUCGCUUAAGCUCCUAAUCUUAUGAGUUUAGAUACCAAUAGAU
Messenger RNA from Humulus lupulus (European hop), 397 nucleotides. RefSeq names its product auxin-responsive protein SAUR24-like. The record is from RefSeq and is a predicted model, not a curated record. NCBI's taxonomy places the organism in Eukaryota, Viridiplantae, Streptophyta, Magnoliopsida, Rosales, Cannabaceae. The transcript has a single exon. Gene Ontology annotation, biological process: response to auxin. The coding region runs from base 90 to 371 and encodes 93 amino acids.